AUGGAGUCCACCGAGAAAUGUGACGUGGUGAUUCAACAUUUCAACGGAAAGUUCCUCAAAACCCCACCAGGAGUGCCAGCCCCGACGGAACCGCUGCUGUGCAAGUUUGCAGAUGGAGGACAGAAGAAGAGGCAGAGUCAGAGCAAGUACCCUCAAAAUGGCCGACCGUGGCCUCGGGAAGGAGAGAGUGGCAUGGCGCUGACCUAUGAUCCCACUGCAAUGCAGAACGGGUACUACUCCUCACCAUACAGCAUCUCCACAAACCGCAUGAUCGCUCAAACGUCAAUCACUCCAUUCAUCGCAGCCUCUCCUGUCUCCACAUAUCAGGUCCAGAGUACGUCGUGGAUGCCUCACCAACAGUAUGUUAUGCAACCUACGGGUGCUGUGAUAACGCCAGCCAUGGACCACACCAUCUCCAUGCAGCCCGCUAACAUGAUGGGACCCCUCACCCAGCAGAUGAACCACCUGUCCAUGGGUACCACUGGCACUUACAUGACUGCGGCUGCUGCUCCUAUGCAGGGGACCUACAUUCCCCAGUACACUGCGGUGCCUGCCUCAGCUGUCUCAGUGGAGGGAGUGGUGACGGAGGCUUCUCCACAGAGCGUUCCGCCCUCGUCACAGGAUGCCAGCGGUCAGCAACAGCCUCUGGGCAUGGACAACACCAGCGAUCACGCGCCCACCUACACUUUUCAGCCCGCUAAAUAACCAGAGGAGGAGGGGGCGUUAAGGUGACUGCGUUGCCUUGAGACUGGGGGACUGCAACGAGGGAACAUUGAAGACAGAGCGCAAGAAACAGGGAAACACGUUUGUGUCUACUUUUGCACAAGCAUCUAAAAUAAAAACAUCUACAACAAACAAACAAUUUAUUUAACACCUGGCCCACACCGGAGGACCUUUGGAGAACUCGCACCCAGACCGGAAACGUGAGAAAUGCAGUCUGGGAGAUCGAGCCUACUGUUAAUCGGCUAUCCGAAAAACCUUACCUUCACGAAGUGAACGAAAUCAAACAAGUACAAGUUUUCCUAUUCUUUUUUUGAAUGUGCAGGUAGGUUUUCAGAAACAGUGGGUUUUUCUAUUAGAUGAGGAAGCACGUUCUUGUAAAUCAAUGAGAGAUGGAGUGAAAGAAGUCUUCCUCGGAUUCUAAGCUACUAUUACUUUUCUUUUUUUAUGAGUUAGAUUUUAGUUUUCUAGAGAAUAUCAAUGUUUUUUCAUCUUUGCUGCCUUAAUUUCAAGAAACAUCUAAGACUUUUUCCUGUUUGAACUGAACAGACUGAUGAAUGCAGUGAAAAUGACCUGAUAAAGAAAGGAAAUUACCUGUAUAAAGCAUAGAAAGAGAGAGGUCUCCUUGAGACGUUUUAAAUUAUCAGUGGUGACUUUGUGCUUAAUAGAGAGGACAGACAAAAAAAAAUAUUGUGGUCAUGAUGAUGAGGAUGGUUAAAGAGAGUUGCAUUUUUUAGGAACAGAGGAAAAAAAUGUUAAUCCACUGCAUCAUGGGAAAUGCAGUUUAUUGUGUAGUGCAGAUCAUUUUUAAUGGCAUUAUUGUUUUUAUCUGCUAUAUUUUUUAUGAGCUUUAAGGAUGUUUUUAGCCUGCUUUGCUUGUUUCAUUGCGGAAAAAAAGAAAACUAAAACAGUCAAAAAAAUGGCAGUGCAAAUCUAAAUAGAUAAGAGCUUAUGGAUUAAAUCAAAACGAAAAAAAAGCAAAUGUGUGCAAAAAGCAAUAGUAAUAGGAAAUUGUUGACAAUUUCUUUAGUCUUUCUUAGCUGUGGAUCAAAUGCAGCCCGUGGAUGGCAUAUUUUAUACCAAAGAUGAAGAAACCCCCCUCAAGACAGUGGAGUGGAUCAAUUAUUUUGUUUAUUUUUUCUAUUUGAGAUUUUUUUUUUGGCGUAAUCAUUUGGUUUCAGAAGUAUCCAUUUGACCUUGAUGGCUAAACUGGUACUUUAGGGUUUAAACUUCCUUCCACUGUUGCAGAAUCUAUGUCAAUCGUUCAGUUGAAAGGCAGAAAACCACCAUCACUGAUUCUCAUGAGUGUGAUCUCCCCAGCAGAGGGUGUCAGAGAGCGGGGGAACCAUCAAUCAUCUCCCGUCUGCCCGGCUGAAUGAGCUAUACCUCUAUCGCUGCACCUUCUCAGUCGCCGACCGACGGUCGGUCGCUAUUAAACACGUCGCACAUCAGUUCAGUUCGAGCUUUCACACACAGAAGGCCAUUUACAUAAUUUCAGCUCAACAGGAAGGAAUCAAAUCACUCACUAGUGUGUAUUUAAACUCUGUGUACAGAUCACUACCUCAUCGAAAUAAAUUUUACCAUGAGGAAACACAGGAGAAUGUGUUGCAGGUCAUGAAACACAAGCUUUGCUUCAGGGGCACUGAGAAACGUUUGCAAUUAACAGCAUUAGCAUUUUGUUCUGAGCACUCCCACUCCCUAUUUGCAGUCGCAUCGAUCGAAAUGCCUCAUAUUAUAUGCAAGGUUUCCUUAAUCAACCAGAUGCCAUAGGAAAUCUCUCAUGAAAAUGGCAGUCUUUACUUGAAAAACAAAGGCUCUGUCCCAAAGCCCUUGCUGGUCGAGGCCACAUUUUGGUGGCAUAAUUCUAGUUAGUAAUCCAUAGUGACCCUAAAAUCACAAUCGCGACACAUUAUGGUCACAUGGGUGCACAAUGACCAUUGCAAGACGGCGGAUACACAUCAACUACGCCAUUUGGGACAGAGCCUAAGGUUCCCAUUCUUAUGGGAUUCGAUGGUUGCUCAGGUGCCUUGACAGCUCGGAAUUAAGGUUAGAAAUAUCACGUGUGACAUUUCAACCUUCCAUAUCUGAAAUGUGCUUUCUUUUUAUCAGGCUGCCCAUUCCAGAGGGGGGAAACUAGCAAACAGAAGAGCAGACAGAGGGAACAUUUCAUAAAUUAAAGGGAUAGUCCAUCCAAAAAUAAAAAUUCUGUCAAAAUGAAGAACAAUGUUAACCAAACAUUUUCGGUUCCCAUUGACUUGCACUGUAUGGACAAAAGAUACAAUAACAGUCAAUGGGACCUGAAACUGUUUGGUUGCCAACAUUCUUUAAAAUGUUCUCUUUAUAUUGCGUAGAAGAAAGUAAGCCAUGUUUGGAACAACAUGAGUAAAUUUUCAUUUUUGGACAGACUAUCGCUUUAAUAUGCAAACAAGGCUGCUGUCCUUUAUUUACCAUGAAGUAGAUGUUAUUUUAAUGCAAUCAGAUAGGAAAGUGCUAUAUUAAUACGUUAGCAAAGAGUUUCAAUACACAUGGUGAAUUAUGGACUGUCUUUGCUGCCUUCAUGGUCAUACGGCUCAUAAAUACGCCUCCUAGUUUUACAGUCGGGUAAUUCGAGUUGUCGAGGUGCUCUGGGAAUAAAUUCAUCUGUCAUUUAAAGACAGGCGAGAGACAUCAAGAUCAAUUUAUUCCUUUUGAACGUCAUCAUGGACACUUGGGUCUUUUUUCCUGUUUUCCUACAACAUGACCUCUAUACAGCUACGUAAUGAUCUCCAUUAGCCACUAGGGGACAGUAUUAAAGCAAAGUUGGUGUACUUUAUCCUCUGGUGAUGACCAUUGCAGUGAGAUAUGAGACAAGUUCACACUGUGGAUUAAAGCGAUGCCAAGUUCAUAAUGACCAAGACAACACUGCUUCAAUAAGGACAAGCUAGCUUUUCAAAAAAGUCACUGUUUUGUGUCUGUUAUCCACUGUCUUUUUGGAGAGUUAUUUUUAUCAUGUGCUCGCUGCUAUCAAGCAUUCAGUAUUUAAGUGGUCAGGGCCUUGGGAAUGGAGAGAAAAUUUGGGCUGGUAUCUCAUAUGA
Molecule: messenger RNA, 3794 nt
Organism: Sinocyclocheilus grahami
Lineage: Eukaryota; Metazoa; Chordata; Actinopteri; Cypriniformes; Cyprinidae
Product: RNA-binding motif, single-stranded-interacting protein 3-like
Exons: 9
Coding region: 1-705 (234 amino acids)
Source: RefSeq, a predicted model, not a curated record